GGUACGGUUCUGUUGCCCCGUGCUCGAAGCAUCCUCUUCGUGAUGGGAGCUCGUUGCCGCGGUGGUGUCGGCAGCAUCCCUCGGUAGCCGAUUCCACGAUCCCCACCGAUGUCGCAGGGCUCGUAUCAGGGUGACACGCGCGGUUCUUAAUUGCUCGUUCGUUCGUUCGUUAGUUCGUGGAUUAAAGAACCGAAACGAGAUAGGAAGCGACAACAGAGAGAAAGAAGUGCGAGUGAGAGAGUGUUAGGUGCGAAGGGUAGGUGUGCGUGCAGAAGCAAGGACACCCGCAAGGAACCCUCCGAACAUCGUGUGUCGAAUGGAGAAACAGUGGUGAGAGAUAGAGAGAUAGAUAGAGAGAGCUGUAGCAGUAUAGAAGACGCGGGUACGAGGAGUUUUGUUCCGCUUGAAAUCACAAGGAUAGAGAGGGGGUAGUGUCUUCAUCAGUGGUCCAUCUUCAUCGAAACAGACUAUAGUCCUAGUCUGUUGAUAAUUAUCACCGAGGUAGCUAGAAAUCAUCGUAACGAAAGAUGUCAGGGAACUAUUCAGCCCGCUGCGAACCCGGUUUGGUUGUGCCAAAAUGGCACCCGGAGGAGAACCUAUACCUCUCGGACAUAAUCUUUCGCGGGAUCGUCUACUUCUUGCUGCUCCUGUAUCUAUUCAUCGGCGUGUCGAUAAUCAGCGAUCGUUUCAUGGCUGCGAUCGAGGUGAUCACGUCGAAGGAGAAGGAACUGGUGGUACGUCGUCCGGGCAAGGAGCCGCAGAUCGUGGUCGUGCGAGUGUGGAACGAGACGGUGGCGAAUUUAACGUUGAUGGCUUUGGGCAGCAGCGCACCGGAGAUCCUCUUGUCGAUCAUCGAGAUCUGGGCGAAGAACUUCGAAGCCGGUGAGCUGGGACCCGGCACGAUCGUCGGCUCAGCCGCGUACAAUCUCUUCGUCAUAAUCGCUCUCUGCGUGUUCGUGAUACCAAACGGUGAGACGAGGAAGAUCAAGCAUCUGAGGGUGUUCUUCGUCACCGCCACGUGGAGCAUCUUCGCCUACGUGUGGCUGUACGUGAUCCUCGAGGUGUCCAGUCCGGGUGUGCUCGAAGUUUGGGAGGGUAUCCUGACAUUCUCCUUCUUUCCGGCCACCGUACUCACAGCCUACGUGGCCGAUCGUCGUCUGCUGAUCUACAAAUACCUUCACAAAGGGUACAGGAUGAACAAGAGAGGCGUGAUCGUGCAGGCCGAGGCUGGCGACUCGGACGGCGGGGUGGAGCUUGAGAUCAAGCCGCAGCAGGACAGCUUCAACAGCAUGAUGGACGCGGAUACGCCCGAGGCGAAGGAAUUCGAGCAAACCAGACGAGACUACAUCAACACUUUGAGAGAAUUGAGAAAGAAACAUCCGACCCUACCUCUCGAGCAACUGGAAGUGAUGGCGCACGAGGAUGUCCUCGGUAAAGGGCCAAAGAGCCGGGCUUUCUAUAGAGUCCAAGCUACCAGAAAGAUGGUCGGCGCCGGUAAUCUAAGCAAGAAGAUCAGCGAAAGGGCGCAGAGCGAUCUUAGCGAGGUCAAGGCCGAGCUACAGAGACAGGAAGCGGAGAGCAUCGACAUCGAGAACGUGAACGCAAUGAGGAUUUUCUUCGAGCCUGGUCACUACACGGUGAUGGAGAACGUAGGCACAUUCGAGGUGGGAGUGACCAGGGUAGGCGGUGACCUAAGCAAACCUUGCACCGUUGAUUAUUGCACCGAGGAUGGCUCAGCCGAGGCUGGCUCCGAUUACAUCAGCGCCAGGGGCACCCUGACCUUCGACCCAGGUGAAACCAAGAAGACCAUCAAGCUGUCCGUGAUCGAUGACGAGCUGUUCGAGGAGGACGAACAUUUCUACGUCAGAUUGAGCAACGCGUCGCAGCCAGCGAUGUUGGUUUCACCCAGUUUGGCCACGGUGAUGAUCCUCGACGACGAUCACAGCGGCGUAUUCGGCUUCCCCGAGAGGGACAUCGAAUUGGUGGAAAGCGUGGGACAGUACCCUUUGAGAGUGGUGAGAUACAGUGGUGCCAGGGGUCGUGUCGUCAUCCCUUAUCGCACCAUCGAAGGUACAGCCAAGCCUGGGAAACAGUACAUGCACACCGAGGGCACGCUUACCUUCGAGGAUAAUCAAACCGAAAAAGUGAUCAACCUGUCGGUCAUCGAAGAGGACUCGUACGAGAAGGACGCUCUGUUCUACGUCGAGUUAGGUGAACCACAACUACAAGGAGCCGACGCAGGAAUCGCAGUCGCGGCGGAAAUGAAGCAGCCGGAAGAGAGGACCGCCGAGGAGAAGAUGGCAUUACUUGGUAAACCGAAGUUGGGAGAGGUGUCCAGAGCACAGAUAAGGAUCAAGGAAUCAAAGGAGUUCAAGAACACGGUUGACAAGCUGGUUCAAAGGGCCAACGCCUCUAUAUUACUCGGAACCAGCUCCUGGAAGGAACAAUUCACGGAGGCACUGACGGUCAGCGGAGGAGACGAGGACGAAGGCGAAGGAGCUGGUGAAGCAUCCGCCCCAUCCACCAUGGAUUAUCUCAUGCAUUCGGUCACGAUAUUUUGGAAGGUGCUGUUCGCGUUCGUGCCACCGACAGAUAUUGCUGGUGGUUACCUAUGCUUUGUCGUCAGCAUAUGCGGAAUCGGUGUGGUGACGGCAGUUAUUGGGGACGUGGCAUCCUACUUCGGAUGCACUCUGGGAAUCAAGGAUUCCGUCACCGCAGUGGCUUUCGUCGCGCUUGGAACUAGUAUCCCCGACACGUUUGCGAGCAAGGUGGCCGCCUGCCAGGACAAGUACGCCGACGCGAGUGUGGGGAACGUGACCGGAAGUAACGCGGUGAACGUCUUCCUGGGGAUCGGCAUCGCGUGGAGCAUCGCAGCCAUUUACCAUGCCUGCCACGGCGAAUUCUUUAUGGUGGAACCCGGCAACUUGGCUUUUUCCGUUACGUUGUUCUGCACGGAAGCGUGCCUGGUGAUCCUGAUUUUACUACUGAGGCGGACAAAGAGUGUUGGCGGCGAACUCGGCGGCCCUUUCGUACCAAAGGUCAUCACAUCCACGUUCCUUUUUUUCCUAUGGGUGUUCUACCUCGUAAUGUCGACCCUCGAGGCCUACGGCGUUAUCGAGGGCUUCUAAGGAGCCCGUUCGACGCCAAACGUCGGCCUACCUGCUGCGUCUAUCUUAAACUCUUACGUCCGCCAAGGCGUGUGCUCAACGAAACGUUCUCUCGG
Osmia bicornis bicornis is the source of this 3223-nucleotide messenger RNA. It is a transcript of the gene Calx, whose product is annotated as sodium/calcium exchanger 1. The coding region runs from base 528 to 3128 and encodes 866 amino acids. Gene Ontology annotation, cellular component: axon; postsynapse; sarcolemma. Gene Ontology annotation, molecular function: calcium:sodium antiporter activity. The record is from RefSeq and is a predicted model, not a curated record. Lineage: Eukaryota; Metazoa; Arthropoda; Insecta; Hymenoptera; Megachilidae. The transcript is spliced from 8 exons. Gene Ontology annotation, biological process: cell communication; calcium ion import across plasma membrane; sodium ion transmembrane transport.